GGUGGCAGUGGGGGCUGUGCCCGGUGGGCCCCGUGGAGAUGCUCAGUGCUUGGAAUCGCCGGGACCGGCCCCCUGAAGAGGGGGCAGCUGCGGGGCUCCAGGGCUUCACCGUGGACAAGGCGUUCCUCUCGUCCCUCAAAGGCAUCCUGCUGGAAACUGAGUUGGCCCUGACCUUCAUCAUCUUCGUCUGUUUCACGGCCUCCAUCUCCGCCUACAUGGCUGCUGCGCUACUGGAGUUCUUCAUCACGCUAGCCUUCCUCUUCCUCUACGCCACCCAGUACUACCAGCGCUUCGAUCGGCUGAACUGGCCCUGUCUGGACUUCCUCCGCUGUGUCAGCGCCAGCAUCAUCUUCCUGGUGGUCUCCUUUGCGGCCGUGACCUCCCGGGAUGGAGCUGCCAUUGCUGCUUUUGUGAGUCCAGCCCCACAGAGCUCUCUGGCUCCCCAGGGACCUUUGGCUGGUGGUUGCACGCUUUGUGUGCCUCUCUCCACCCCAAGCUCAACCCAGUGCCCAGGGUCUGCCUCACACCUUGCCCCAUAUCACCCACCUCCCUCUCCCCAGGAUCAGUGGCCCGAUGGCCUUUGUUGUGCCAUCCCUGCUCCUACUCCCACAGGUUUUUGGCAUCAUCCUGGUUUCCGUCUUUGCCUACGAUGCCUUCAAGAUCUACCGGACUGAGAUGGCGCCCAGGGCCACCCAGGGGGACCAGGAGUGAUACUGGGGCUACCUGGCUCCUGAGCCCAGCCAGAAAAGGGGGACGGCAGAGCCCAGACACGUCUCGUUUGGAUUCACUAGCUCCCCAGCCUACUGUCCACCACCCCAGCCUACAGCGAUGGAGCCAGGCCUGAGAAGUCACCGGGGAUUUGUCUGUGGGGCCUGGUGUUCUGAGAUCUGGCUUCUGAUGAAGCUCGGCCAGGGAGGGGGUGUUAUGGACGAAGGGGAGGGUACAGGAGGAAGCUGGUCAUUCCCAAAUUAAAAGACUUGAAUCCUA
Messenger RNA from Physeter macrocephalus (sperm whale), 987 nucleotides. RefSeq names its product CKLF like MARVEL transmembrane domain containing 5 (gene CMTM5). Lineage: Eukaryota; Metazoa; Chordata; Mammalia; Artiodactyla; Physeteridae. Gene Ontology annotation, cellular component: membrane. The coding region runs from base 39 to 674 and encodes 211 amino acids. The transcript has 4 exons. The record is from RefSeq and is a predicted model, not a curated record.